Molecule: messenger RNA, 2930 nt
Organism: Onychostruthus taczanowskii (white-rumped snowfinch)
Lineage: Eukaryota; Metazoa; Chordata; Aves; Passeriformes; Passeridae
Gene: FASTKD4
Product: transforming growth factor beta regulator 4
Exons: 15
Biological process (GO): mitochondrial RNA processing; regulation of mitochondrial mRNA stability
Cellular component (GO): ribonucleoprotein granule; mitochondrial matrix
Molecular function (GO): protein binding; RNA binding
Source: RefSeq, a predicted model, not a curated record
CCCGCCCUGUCCCCCGCCGUGUCCCCCUGGUCCCCCUGGUCGCGCUGCUCCCGCAGCUGCGGCGGCGGCACCCGGAGGCGGCAGCGGCAGUGCCGGGAGGGCCCCGCGGCGGGGCCGCGCUGCGGGGACAGCCCCGGGGAGGAGACGGCGGCGUGUAACCCCCAGGCGUGCCCCGUGCCGUUCCCGGUGGCCCCAAGCUGCCCCCCGGGCGAGGUGUGGCUGGAGCCCGGCCCCGCCUGCGAGCGCAGCUGCCAGGACCUGGCCGAGCCCCCCGGGACCUGCGGGGGGACCCCCGGAACCUCCGGGACCCCCGUGACUCCGGGCAGCUCCAGCACCCCCGGGAUGCCCGCGGCCCCCACGACCCCCGGCGCUGUCGGGACCCCCUCGCCCCCCCCGCGCUGCGCCUGCGCCCCCGGCCGGUACCGGAACGGCUCCGGGCACUGCGUGAGCGCGGGGGGCUGCGGCUGCCGGCACCGCGGGGCGCUGCGAGCGGCCGGCAGCGAGUGGCAGGAGCCGUGCGGGACCUGUCGCUGCUCCGAGGGACGCGUCACCUGCGCCACCUCCUGCCCCGCGCUCACCUGCCCGGAGGGCUCGGAGCCGGUGCGGGAGCCCGGGAGCUGCUGCCCCGUGUGCCGGGACGAGUGGCCAGGUGAGACCCCCGCACCCGGGGCCCCGGGGAGGGGCGGCCCCGGCAGCCCCCCGGUGACGCCGUGUCCGUCCCCCCCCGGUGCAGAGGAGCCCCCCGGGCCGUGCCGGCUCCUCACGGCGCUCCGGACCAUCGCCAAGGGCGCGUGUGUCCUGCGGGGCGUCCGUGUCACCUACUGCGCGGGGGCGUGCCGCUCCCGCACCGCCGUCAGCGCCCAGGAGCCGUUCGUGCGGUCGCUGUGCGAGUGCUGCAGUUACCGGCUGGAUCCCGCCCGGCCCGUGCGGGCGCUGCUCCUGCCGUGCCCCCGCGGCCGCCCCCGGCCCGCGCUGCUGCCCCGCAUCGCCGAGUGCCGCUGCGAGCCCUGCCGGGGUGCGGGCCCGGGGGAGCGGCAGCUGCGGGAGCUGAUCCGCGGCGCGGGCAGCGCGCAGGAGCUGCUGCAGCUGAGCGGCGCCGCCGGCAGCAGCAACCUGGCGGCGCUGGCCAUCGCCCGGCUGGCGCGGCUCGGCACCGAGCACGGCCUGGACACGCGCAGCCUGCACCGGGACCCCCGCUUCCUGCGGCUCCUGGGCACGCUGGACGGGCAGAUGUCCCAGGUGUGGAACACGGCGCUGCUGCAGCUGCUGCGCAGCCUGCCGGCGCUGGGGCUGCCGCGGGGCGGGCGCCAGGCGCGCUCGGUGGAGCAGGAGGUGCUGUGGCGGCUGCGGCGCCUGCCCCUGCGGCAGCUGGUGCAGCUGGCCGAGCAGCUGGCGGCGCGGGGCCCCGAGGGGCCGCUGCUGCCCGAGGUGCUGCGCAAGCUGGAGCUGCGCUGGACCGAGCUGGACGCGCCCCGCGCCGUGGUGACGCUCAUGGCCAAGGUGGGACACCUGUCCCCCGCCCUGAUGGAGCGCCUGGAGGACAAGGCUCUGGAGCUGGCAGAGCACUUUGACCCUGACGAGCUGCGCCGCGUGGCGCUGGCGCUGGCGCUGCAGCAGCGCCGCAGCGUGCCCCUGCUGCGGGCCCUGUCCUACCACCUGCUGCAGAAACCUGCUGAGCUGCCCCUGCCCGUGCUCAGCGACCUGCUCUUCGCCUUCAGCAAGCUGAGCUUCCAGCAGCCGCAGGUGCUGCACCGCCUGGCCCUGGAGCUGCAGCCUCACGUGGGCAGCCUGAGCCCGGCGCAGGUGCUGCGCUGUGCCCGCUCCUUCGCCAGCCUGCGCUGGCUCAGCCGGCCCCUCGCCGAGGCCAUCGCUCAGCACUGCCUGGAUAACACGCAGAGCCUGUCCCUCACCCAGCUCUGCGGGGUCCUCGUGUCCUUCGCCCGCCUCAACUUCCAGCCCAGCUCCGGCGAGGAGUUCUUCUCCAUGAUCCACGAGCGGCUGCAGGGGCAGGAGCAGCAGCUGGAAGCGCACCUGCUGACGGACGUGGUGUGGUCCCUGUGCGUCCUGCGGCGGCCCCCGGCCCCCCACCUGCGCCAGGUGCUGCGCCCCGACUUCCAGGCGCGGCUGCGAGGUGACAGCUCCCCGCGGGCGCGGAGCUCGUGGCUGAAGCUGCUGCACAUCAACGCCACGGCCAGGCUGGAGACCCCGGGCUACGAGGGGCCCUUCCUGCCCCCCGAGCUGCUGGGGGGGCGCGGGGACAGGGACAAGGACAAGGACAAGGCCACCCCCCUGCAGCGGGGGCUGCGGGAGGCGCUGCCGGGGGCGCUGGGGGGCGACGAGCUCGUCCGGUACAACGUGAGCACAGUGUACGGCUGGGACAUCGAUGCCGAGGCGGUGCUGGACAGUGACAACAACCCUCUGCCCGUGAGGGACUUCACUGCCCCCCACUUGUCCCACUCCGAGGGGACAAAGCCACUGCCACCGGGGGCCAGGAGGGUGGCCGUGCUGCGCUGGGAGCUGCCGCAGUUCAGCUCGCGGGGCCGGGAGCUGCUGGGCCGGGGCUCGCUGGCCCGCCGGCACCUGAGAGCGGCGGGCUUCCUGCUGGCCGAGGUGCCCCACUACGAGUUCCUGGAGCUGAAGCUGGAGCGGCAGCGCGUGGCCUACCUGAAGGACAAGGUGGCCAAGGCCCUGGCUGGUGACACGGCUGGUGACACGGCCGGUGACACGGCCACCUAACCCGCCUGUGUGGCCUCCUCACCUCGUCAGCGGCCACAGCCCCGUGCCAGCGUGAGCGUGUCACCGUGCAGAGGUGGCCCAGCGGCUGAGCCCCGGUGGCAGCGUCACCAGGCCACCGUGCCCACAGCGGUGUCCCCGUGUGACCGCUGCUCCCUGUCACCAACGGCUCAAAUAAACCCACAACUGUACAGGGA